This is a messenger RNA of Nasonia vitripennis (jewel wasp), 1257 nucleotides long. Its product is annotated as ER lumen protein-retaining receptor 3. The record is from RefSeq and is a predicted model, not a curated record. Gene Ontology annotation, cellular component: membrane; cis-Golgi network; endoplasmic reticulum. The transcript has 3 exons. Gene Ontology annotation, molecular function: ER lumen protein retrieval receptor activity. Gene Ontology annotation, biological process: endoplasmic reticulum to Golgi vesicle-mediated transport; protein retention in ER lumen. NCBI's taxonomy places the organism in Eukaryota, Metazoa, Arthropoda, Insecta, Hymenoptera, Pteromalidae. The coding region runs from base 359 to 1108 and encodes 249 amino acids.
ACAUGUGUAGUAUGUCAUAAUUGACUAACCUUAUUACUGAACACAUUCCAGAUAACGUGAAAUAGAGAAUGAAGAAAAUAAAUAUAUGCAGACGAUAUCUGGGUAAAGUGACGAAUCUUAAAAAAACUGUAUACUUGUAGAACAUAUGCGGUAGUGCGCGUGAUAUCUACGGGCGUGCGCAAAACGUCGUACAAUUUUUAAACUCUCUGAUUGACGAUGUUUAUUGCCGGAUACAUGGAUUGUUGUCAGUUACUUUCGCAUGUUUCAUCGUUAGCAUCUUUGUUUCGAUAAUAAGAAUUUGUUUCGCAGUGAAUUUUAUGGUUUUGUUUACAAAAACUUUUACAAACUUUUCAAAAUCAUGGACCAUUUUGAAAACAUUGGCGUGCUUCUUCAAUUGAUUGCAAUGGUCAUGCUUCUUUUGAAAAUUGUAUCUACACAAGAUUGUACAGGUUUAAGUGGAAAAGCUCAAAUUCUCUACGCCUUAGUUUUUACCACAAAAUUUCUAGAUCUUCCGAAUGACUUGAAGACUUCUCCACCAUCUUUUGUAUUGAAAGUCGCUUACCUUUUUAUUGCGUAUUUAACAGUGUUAUCGAUACAUUUCAUUGGUACAAAACAUUCUGACCGCGAACAUGAUAUUUUCAGAAUUGACUUGCUAAUGGGCACCUGUACGCUACUGGCGUUAUUAUCGACCCACCGUAAUUGGACCAUACUGCCAAUCCUUUGGCACUUUGGUGUCUUUUUGGAAGCGUUUGCGCUCUUCCCGCAGAUUCACUUGACCGCUAAGACACGCUACGUCGGAAGUUCGCUCCUUUUCUACGUAGGAAUGAUUGGCUGCUACCGGGCCUUUCACAUUGUUCACUGGCUAUAUCUUCUAAGUCGGGGCGAGCACCUUGAAAACUAUUACGUUGCUAUCUGCGGUUUUGGGCAGUUCUUUAUCUGCUGUGGAUAUUUUGGGUGGAUGCUGCCUAUUUUUAAGGCCCAGUAUGCUCAUCUAAAAAAUGUUGACGAGGGCCAGUCUCGAGUUGUGGCCGUGGUAGCCGUAAGGGUCAAUGGAAAUUUGGAUGUUGCGAAGAAUGCCUCUAAAAGCGAGACUUCGAUAAACAACUGAAUUCAUGUGUUGUUGUAAAAUGAUGAACUGUCGAGACUGUGAAUAAUUUUUUCGAUGAAUUUUUAUACUUGUAAUAUUGAUAAGCAAGACAUUUUUAAGUGUGUGUAUGUGUGUGUGUGUGUGUGUGUGUGUGUGUGUGUGUGUGUGUG